Solanum verrucosum is the source of this 906-nucleotide messenger RNA. RefSeq names its product peptidyl-prolyl cis-trans isomerase CYP18-1. Gene Ontology annotation, cellular component: catalytic step 2 spliceosome. The transcript is spliced from 5 exons. Gene Ontology annotation, molecular function: peptidyl-prolyl cis-trans isomerase activity. The record is from RefSeq and is a predicted model, not a curated record. NCBI's taxonomy places the organism in Eukaryota, Viridiplantae, Streptophyta, Magnoliopsida, Solanales, Solanaceae. Gene Ontology annotation, biological process: protein folding; protein peptidyl-prolyl isomerization. The coding region runs from base 4 to 486 and encodes 160 amino acids.
AAUAUGUCAGUGACACUUCAUACAAAUCUAGGUGACAUCAAGUGCGAAAUCUUCUGUGAUGAAGUACCAAGAACUGCAGAGAAUUUCUUGGCGUUAUGCUCAAGUGAUUAUUAUGAUGGGACCAUAUUUCAUAGAAACAUAAAGGGUUUCAUGAUCCAAGGUGGUGACCCAACAGGUACAGGGAAAGGUGGGACAAGUAUUUGGGGAAAAAAGUUCAAUGACGAGAUAAGGGAGUCUCUCAAGCACAAUGCAAGAGGGAUGUUGGCAAUGGCCAACAGUGGCCCUAAUACCAAUGGGAGCCAGUUUUUCAUUACGUAUGCCAAGCAACCACAUCUCAAUGGAUUGUACACCAUCUUCGGGAAAGUGAUACAUGGAUUUGAGGUUCUCGAUCUCAUGGAAAAGACUCCAACAGGACCAGGUGAUAAACCCCUUGCCGAGAUCAGACUCAACCGGGUGACCAUUCAUGCUAAUCCACUUGCUGGCUGACGUACUUUUGAAGCAUGCUAAAGCAGUAUGUGUAAUCUCAUUGUUCGAGUUGUUGACCGUGGUGAAUUCUUUGGACUAUUGCUAUGGUCAACCUUCAUAGCCAACCAACUUACCGGUAGAUAGAAAGUAGUUAAUGUGGGAUGAUAGUAGUAAUGGAACUUCCUUUUUGUUGAGCUGUUGAUCUUCCUGAAACACACAAUCUUGAAAUCUCCAAAAAGCUAAUAACUAUGAAAUGGUUCUCCAGAUUUACAUAUCUAAGGUUUACAUGUAUGAACAGUGAAAAUCAAGUUGGAUAUAAUGUUGAUCUAUGAAAAAUUUGAAGAUCUAUUGAGUGUAAAUGCAUAGUUAUUUUUUCUUAAUAAUGUUGUACUGCUGUUGCAUUUGAUGUUAAUGCAAAUUGAAUGAUUCUUUUUCAUUCAA